UAUUCGGACUGCCCCUCCUCCCCCCAUCGCGCGUCUGGUCCAGCGCGGCAGCUCGACUUCUCCACAAACUCGCUCGGCCAGUGCUUAUAUACAGACUCUCUUCUCUUCCUCUUCCCUCCUCUCCUCCUCUCCGCACUUCUCCGCACUACUCACUCACACUCUCUCUCUACACAAUGGUCGGAAAAGAAUCAAACGUAGACGUCCUCAUCAUCGGCGCCGGUCCCGCCGGCCUCAUGACCGCCACCUGGCUCGCCCGCACCGGCGUCUCCUGCCGCAUCAUCGACAAGCGCACCGACAAGAUCUUUGCCGGCCAGGCCGACGGUCUCGAGUGCCGCACCCUCGAGGUCUUCCGCUCGUUCGGCAUCGACGGUCCCUGGAAUGAGUCCAAUCACAUGCAGGGUGAGCCUUCUUUUCUUCAUCUUGUCUCUUGUCUCUCUAUUGUCUGCUAACACGAAUACAGAGGUCUGCUUCUGGGAACCCGACGGAAAAGGAAGCCUCUUCCGCUCCGCCCGCAUCCCCGAUACCGUCAAGGGCAUCUCCCGCUUCCAGCAGUGCGUCCUGCACCAGGGCCGCAUCGAGUCGCACUUCAUCGACACCAUCGAAAAGUCUUCGCAGGGCAAGGUCAAGAUCGAGCGCGGCAUCCUCCCGCUCUCCAUCGACAUCGACGAGGCCAAGGUCGACGACCCAGAGGCCUACCCCGUCUCGGUCGUGCUCAAGAAGCUUGCAGAGGAAGAGGCCAUGCCGGACCAGUACGGCGGCAAGAUCGCGAACGGCCUCUUCCGCCAGUUCCAGGGCGACCAGGAGAAGUACUACGACAGCGUCGACCCUGCCGCGUCCGACGUCGAGCUCGUGCACGCAAAGUACGUCGUCGGCUGCGACGGCGCGCACUCCUGGGUCCGCAAGCAGCUCGGGAUCGAGAUGGAGGGCGAGUCUACCGACU
Messenger RNA from Myxozyma melibiosi, 940 nucleotides. RefSeq names its product FAD binding domain-containing protein. The coding region runs from base 174 to 449 and encodes 91 amino acids. The transcript has a single exon. The record is from RefSeq and is a predicted model, not a curated record. NCBI's taxonomy places the organism in Eukaryota, Fungi, Ascomycota, Lipomycetes, Lipomycetales, Lipomycetaceae. Gene Ontology annotation, molecular function: oxidoreductase activity; FAD binding.